AUCUGUCAAAAAUUUCAACAACAAUAAUACACGUCACUCACAUCAAUUUUAAAAAGUGAAUAUUUUUAUUGUCUCAUAUUUAAUUAGAAAGAACCAACGCUGGCAUCGUUCAAGAUGAGAAGGGCCCAUGCAGGUAACUACUACGAGCCAUUGCCGCAGAAUUCAAACGAAAUUGAAGACGAAAAUGAUCGGAUGACUAACGAAUUGCAAGAGAAAAUUGGAGCCCUGAAGUCCCUAACUAUUGAUAUCGGAAAUGAAGUUAAAUAUCAGGAUAGAAUGCUCAGGGAUGUUGACGACGAUUUAGAAAAAACUGGAGGGUUCCUAGGAACAACCAUGAACAAAGUACUGAGGCUGUCGAAAGGGGGCCACAACUACAUCAUUGUAUAUUUGUUUUUAUUUUCGAUCGUUGUAUUUUUUAUACUUUACUUUGUUAUUAAAUUUAGGUAGAAAAAAUUAUUGGGUUUAGGUAUUUAUUUAUAUAAUAACGAACUAAGUAGAUUCAGUUUUCAUUCAUUAUACAUAUUUAUGUUGGGAUCAGUUUAGUCAUACUUAUUAAGAAAAACGGGCAGAGAAACCUUAUAUCUCGAGAAUUAUUUAUAUUUAUACGGUUAUAAUUCGGAUUCAAUAAAAUUUGAUUAUUUUUGUUGAAUAUUCAGUUAUUU
This is a messenger RNA of Phyllotreta striolata, 662 nucleotides long. The record is from the annotation of a GenBank genome assembly. NCBI's taxonomy places the organism in Eukaryota, Metazoa, Arthropoda, Insecta, Coleoptera, Chrysomelidae.